Messenger RNA from Panicum hallii, 2317 nucleotides. RefSeq names its product scarecrow-like protein 33. Bases 277 to 2226 code for a protein of 649 amino acids. The transcript is spliced from 2 exons. NCBI's taxonomy places the organism in Eukaryota, Viridiplantae, Streptophyta, Magnoliopsida, Poales, Poaceae. Gene Ontology annotation, molecular function: sequence-specific DNA binding; DNA-binding transcription factor activity. The record is from RefSeq and is a predicted model, not a curated record. Gene Ontology annotation, cellular component: nucleus. Gene Ontology annotation, biological process: regulation of DNA-templated transcription.
CGGUAGCUUAAUUUGUUUUCUGAGGAAGUUUCCCCCUGUGACUCAGUCAGUCAGAACAAAGGACGCACGAACUAUAUACUGUGUCGUGCCAUCCUUGUGAGCUCCUCCUCUUGGCUGUGGCCUCAUGUUGGAUUCAUCGAGCACAUGACGGUAAAGCCAAAUGCCUCCAGCAGUUCAAGUCUAUAACUAUAAUGACCUCUCAGCUCAUCGUCAUCACCGCACCAGCAAUGGCGGUCACACUCACAGCGGAGGAGUGAGAGCUCCAGCUGGGGCCUCAUGGAGCACAACCAACCGUCCUCCGGCUGCAUCUUCCUCGACAUGCCCCCGGCGUCCCAGGUCGACGGCGGCGAGGAUGGUGACAGUGUGCUCCCCUACAUUUCGCGCAUGCUCAUGGAGGAGAACGUGGUCGACAAGUUCUUGUGCCAGUACCCUGACCACCCCGCGCUCCUCCAGGCCCAGCAGCCCUUCACCCAGAUCCUCUCGGAUGCCCGCGCCGCACAUCAGCCGUGCAGCUCCGUCGAGCUCUCCGCUGUGCAGGCAUCGGCGCCGGCGCCCUAUCGUUCCUCUUACAUUGACGCUCCCGCCGCCGCCGCGGCGCCGUCCGUCGCCCAAGGCAACAACACCGAGGAUCCGGCUCCGGCCUUCUCCUUGAAUGUCAUGGCCAUGGCCACGGACACGGUGGAGCCCAGUAGCUCGCUGUCAGCGGAGAGCAGCAGCAGCUGCUGCAUGGACGUGGUGAGCAUGGCAUUCUUCAAAGGCAUGGAGGAGGCCAGCAAGUUCUUGCCCGGCGAUGGCGUGCCGGCGGGCGGCGGUAGAGGCCAGAAGAAGAGGCUGGACGGGGACGACGAGGCGGAGGCCGGAGCGGGCAGGAGCAGCAAGCAGAUGGCAGCCGACGGCGAGGAGUCGGAGGAGGCUGCCGCGCGCGAGAUACUGGACCAGCUCAUGCUCAACGGCUGCGAGCCAAGCGCCGCCGACAUGCAGGAGCUACGCGCCGCCGUGGAGAUGGAGAAGACACCGCGUGGGAGUAGUCGCGGCACGAGCGCGGCGGGGCAGGCGGUGGACCUGCACACCAUGCUCAUCCGCUGCGCCGAGGCCGUGGCGGCCGACGACCGGCGUGGCGUGGCCGACCUCCUGGAGCGGAUCAGGCGCCACUCGUCGCCGGCGGGGGACGGGACGCAGCGGCUGGCGCACUACUUCGCUCUGGGGCUGGAGGCGCGGCUGGCCGGCACGGGGAGCCGGCUCUACCGGUCGAUCAUGGUGAGACGCGGCUCCCUCGCGGACUACCUCAGGGCAUGCCAGCUCCACAUGACCGCGUGCUGCUUUCUCCCAGUGAUCUUCCUCUUCUCCAGCGACGCCAUCUGCAGCGCCGUCGCGGGGAGGAAGAAGCUGCACAUCGUGUGCUACGGUUUGGGCCACGGGCUCCAGUGGCCAGACGUGCUCCGCCGGCUCGGCCACAGGGACGGCGGGCCACCGGAAGUGAGGCUCACCGGCAUCGACUCCCCGCUGCCCGGGUUCCGGCCAGCCCAGCUCAUCGAGGAGACAGGCCGCCGGCUCAAUGACUCCGCGCGCCGGUUCGGUGUGCCGUUCAGGUUCCGCGGCAUCGCCGCGAAAUCGGAGGACGUCCUAGCAGGUGACCUGGACAUUGAUCCCGACGAGGUGCUCGUCGUCGCGAGCACGUUCCAUUUCAGGUCCUUGAUGGACGAGGGCGUCGCCGGGAGGAGCACGAACCCCAUGGACACGGUGCUCAAGACCAUCAGGGAGAUGAGGCCGGCCGUGUUCAUCCACGCCAUCGUCAACGCGUCGUACAGCGCGGCGUUCUUCCUGACGCGGUUUCGCGAGGUGCUCUACAGGUUCACGGCGCUGUUCGAUAUGCUGGACACCGUCCUGCCCCGGGAGGACCUCAGGAGGCUGGUGCUCGAGCGGGACGUCCUGGCGCAGUGCGCGGCGAACGUCAUCGCCUGCGAGGGCGCGGACCGGGUGCAGCGGCCCCGGAGCUACAAGCAGUGGCAGGCGAGGAGCCGGCGGGCAGGGCUGCAGCAGCUGCCGCUGGACCGCGGCGUUGUCCAGAUGCUCAGAGACAAGGUGAGGAAGGAGUACCACAGGUGCUUCGAGAUCAGCGAGGAUCAGCAGUGGCUUCUCCCGGGAUGGAAAGGGCGGGUGCUCUACGCGCUCUCCACGUGGACGGCAGGUACAGAAGCAGCUAAAUACUUGCAUUCUAUCCGAUAAUAGGGUAUCCCAUAAUACUUGCAUUUUCUUAUCCAUGCUGUGUACAUGGGAUUUUUGUGCGGUGUAUGUCUCUUUUCUUAGGAUCUACGGG